AUGAAUAACCAAUAUAUGGAUAUGGACGGUGCUUCUUCAGGCGCAAAUAGCAUUGAUGGUCCGAUGAGAAAUAACGAAGACGAACGUACGCAACCUUCACUACAAAUGCAACAUUCGAAGGGUAAAAUUGUACAGACAAUGUGGUUAACAGAUUUUCAAUACAAAUUUGAAGCGAUUUCUCGUGCUUGUUCUGAAGUCGCUAAUGGAUUUCGACAUCUUCAAGAAGCUAUUGAUACGCUUCAAGAAACGCCAACACCAAAUGUCGCAAAUCUCUUAGAAGAAGUGAUGGGGAUGCCGUUACGAGUUCGACCAGCUCCUUUAGUAACAAAUCAGCAAAUGACUCCAACACUAAGGCUUCAACCGUUAAAUGGAAAUAUGACAAAUGGUGCAAACACACCGUUUAGUGAUUUCGCAAUUCCAAUGAGACCAGAAUCACAUUUUCAGAAUGCUGAAAGAAGAGCUACUUCGUCUGUUCACUCAACGUCAACAACGCCUCAAUCUAUAUCAUCAAAUAAGCAGUCCAGUAAGCAAUCGCCAUACACACCAAUUCGAUCAACUACUCCAACAUUUAAUCUUGGUGACUCCGUCAUGAGAAACGUAGGUUCAACUUCUCCAGCUGCCACAGCUUCAAUAGCGUCGGCGUCUACCGAAGAACAUGAAAGUUGGACACAAGGAGAACGAAAAGCCUUGAAUGAAGAGUUCAUUCGAUAUUUUCAACGUCGUAAAGCUGCCGAACCAAUAACUCACCCGGAAUUGGCUGACGAAUUAUUAAGUUUGUGUGUUACUCCUCCUCCGUUGGCUCAUUUGGACAGACAAGUGGGAAGAUAUUUACGUCGACACUCAAUUCCGUACGAUUGGAGCGUUUUACACGCAAUUCAACAAUGGAUCGACAAGGAAAAAGUCGAGCGAGGUGAAGUUGCUGUUGCUUUCCACGAAUGA
This is a messenger RNA of Ambispora gerdemannii, 939 nucleotides long. NCBI's taxonomy places the organism in Eukaryota, Fungi, Glomeromycota, Glomeromycetes, Archaeosporales, Ambisporaceae. The record is from the annotation of a GenBank genome assembly.